UUCCGCAGCGGCGCCGGCGCGGCCCCAGCGCGGCCGCCGCCCCUGAGCCAUGUUGCGCGGCCUGGGCAGCUGGCUGGGGCUGGAGCGGGCGGGUGAGGAGCAGCUGCUGCCCGCCGGCAAGAGCAGCGGCCCCGCGGAGCGGGAGCAGGACCAGGAGGAGGAGGAGGAGGCAGGGUCGGCCGGACAGGAGCAGGGCGAGCUGCAGGGGGACUCGGAGGCGCUGCUCAGCCGGGCCAAGGGGUUCGGCAGUUACCUCUUCAAUUUUGCCUCUGCUGCUACAAAAAAGAUAUCUGAGUCUGUUGCUGAAACAGCACAGACUAUAAAGAAGUCUGUAGAAGAAGGAAAAAUUGACAGUAUCAUCGAUAAGACAAUUAUUGGAGACUUUCAGAAGGAACAGAAGAAAUUUGUCCAAGAGCAGCAAAACAAAAAAUCAGAAGCAGCAGUGCCUCCCUGGGUAGACAGCAAUGAAGAAGAGACAAUUCAACAACAAAUACUGGCCUUAUCAGCAGAUAAACGGAAUUUUCUGCGGGAUCCUCCAGCAGGUGUGCAGUUUAAUUUUGACUUUGAUCAAAUGUACCCUGUUGCACUGGUGAUGUUACAGGAAGAUGAGCUUCUUAAUAGGAUGAGGUUUGACCUUGUUCCCAAACAUGUAAAGGAGGAAGUGUUCUGGAGAAAUUACUUCUACAGGGUGUCCCUAAUUAAACAGUCUGCACAACUCACCGCGCUUGCAGCUCAACAGCAAGCAGCAGGAAAGGAAGAGAGCAAAAGCAGAGAAGAGGAUGGUGAACUGAAAGAAACAGUACGGCCAAAAACACCACCUGUUACAAUAAAGCCUCAAAUAAAGUCACAAGAGGAUGAGGAAGAGAUUUCCACAAGUCCAGGUGUAUCAGAAUUUGUGAGUGAUGCUUUUGAUACCUGUAAUCUGAAUCAGGAAGAUCUAAGAAAAGAAAUGGAACAACUAGUGCUAGACAAAAAGAAAGAAGAGACUUCAGUAGUAGAAGAAGAAACUGCUGAUUGGGAAAAGGAAUUACAGCAAGAGCUUCAAGAGUAUGAGGUGGUGACAGAAUCAGAAAAGCGUGAUGAAAACUGGGAUAAAGAAAUAGAAGAAAUGCUGCAAGAAGAAAAUUAAGCAUUUUCACAAAAUCACUAUAACCCAAAGCUCUUUUGGAGGACUGACAUGGAUAUAUGCUUUCAUAUCUUGCUUACAAAAAUAUCUUCAGAAGACAGAAAAUAAUCCUAAAGUUGUUAUAAUUCCAUAUGGGAAUACAACCAGUAUUUCUGUUCUUUAUAUGAGCAGUUUCUGAACUUCUAUAUUCUUCAAAAGAAAAAAAGAGGACGUAGAUACUGCAGGUUAUAAUUAAAAGAGAUAACAUUAAUACAUGAAGCAGUGGUUCAGUUUGAGGCAUUUUUAGGUGAUCAAGAAGCCCUUCAAAGAGAUUUCUAAAUCUUAAUAAUCGCUUCUUUUUUUCCCUCUUCCCAGCCUUCUGUUUGGGAUGUUGUAAGUAACUUAGUCCUUGACAACAAUUCUCUCUUGACAUUUGCACUCUGAUCCCUGUAUAAUCUGUAAAUGUGUACUAUUUUUAAGGUACUUGUAGUUGGUAGAUUUCACAUGUAUUUAACUUCUUUGAUGUAUGUAGCCAAAGAAUUUAUAGAAAACCCUAUUGAAUAACUUUAAAGGAUUUGGUAAAACGUACUAAUGCAGACUCCAAAAGAAGCUGAUUAUUUAUCAGUCAAGCAGCAAACAUUUAAGCAUUUAAGUUAGGGUAGAAUUAGCAACUGGUUGAAUUAAAUUUGGGGUUGUUAAUCAUAUUGAGAUACUGCCUUUCCCCACAGAGAGAAAUGGUUUAAUGCAUUCUUUCUGCAGAAGGCUGUUAUGUUUCCAUGUAAUUUUACUGUAUAAGCUGAGAGCAAAUUAAAUACUACUUCUUAUUUUAAGUGCUGAAACAUUUAUGUAAAAACUUCCACUGGUUUGGACAUCUUUAUUAAAUACUGUAAAUAUGUAUAAAA
Molecule: messenger RNA, 2007 nt
Organism: Pseudopodoces humilis (Tibetan ground-tit)
Lineage: Eukaryota; Metazoa; Chordata; Aves; Passeriformes; Paridae
Gene: SYAP1
Product: synapse associated protein 1
Biological process (GO): regulation of short-term neuronal synaptic plasticity; TORC2 signaling
Cellular component (GO): nucleus; cytoplasm; synapse
Source: RefSeq, a predicted model, not a curated record